Messenger RNA from Cladocopium goreaui, 1227 nucleotides. The record is from the annotation of a GenBank genome assembly. Lineage: Eukaryota; Dinophyceae; Suessiales; Symbiodiniaceae.
AUGUUGCUCAAAAUGGUAGCCAACGCCGAUGAUGAUACAAUGUCAACAUCUUUUUCAGGCAUUGAAGCUCCCCAUACUGCUGCGUGUGCAAACCGGCUGGCUCUUGCCAAACAUUUGGGCAUCCCACCUGAUCAGGUCCCUUUGCCGAAGCUGCUUCACAUGAUUGAGUGGGACAGUGAGAACCAAGAGGAGCUUUUACUGAUUGCAAGGCAAACUGGUGCAUGUCUCUUUUCAGAUAUCGCCAGCUUCUUCCGCCAAGAGCUACAAGAGACCAUAGACAAUUUGAAGGAGAAUCCUGCCCUCUCUGUUGAAGUUCUUGCUCCUAUUAUCGCGGCUGGAAACGCUAUGACUGACAGAGGGUUUUGCUUAACCCACAAGCGCAGAUGCCAGCUUAGCUCUGCGAAGAAGCACACUGGAGGGACUAGUUGCGUCCCAUUCAGCAAGAGAGGGGUUGGGCUUGGUCUUAAAGACCCUGCCACCAUCUUCAGUUUGGCGUUUAUUGGCUUGCGCCUCCUUCUGGAGGAGCCUGAUGUUACACAGGAGAAUGUGACAGGCGCAGACAUCAGUCUAUUUGAGCGGUUUCUGGCACCAAGAUACCAUUUUGAAGUCAUGGAGCUUGAGUCCACUUUGCUGGGAUGGCCCUGCGCAAGGCGCAGACAAUUCGUCAGGAUGAGACACAGGGUGAAGGUAUUAGCCGAGAUAUCUCCCCUGGCCCGCUUCAGCCGCAUCUUUCAACGCGGAUGCACAUUUGAUUGGAGACAGUUCUUUUUCGCGGACCGACCACAGUUUGCGAACAAGUUGACGAUCAGUCAUGAGCUUGACAAAGAGUUAGAAUGGGCACAGGGUCGGCCUGGGUCUGGAGGAUUCAAUCAGGAUCCGGUUAGCCUUGAUGACCCAUUGUGUUUCCGAAAAGUUCUCACGUCAUCAGAAGAAUGGUUUCGGACCGUAUAUGCAAACCAGUGGCCAGACUCAGUCUUCCAGCUGAACCAGAACCCAGACACAAGCUUCGAGACACACAGUGCUGGCCAGGUUUUGGCUACAGUGAUUAGGAACACGCAUUUGCUGUACUGGGAUGUGAAGGAUCGCUGGAUGUCUGGAACAGAGCUCUUGUGCACUCAGGGUUUCCCAUGCUACCCACCAAUGCGGUCUUCUUAUCCCAUCAAGCUACUUGAACUGAUUGGUAGUUGUGGGAGUUGUGGGGCGGCUAAGGUUGAAAACACCUGGUGA